This is a messenger RNA of Priapulus caudatus, 632 nucleotides long. Its product is annotated as stimulator of interferon genes protein-like. The transcript is spliced from 4 exons. Gene Ontology annotation, molecular function: cyclic-di-GMP binding; 2',3'-cyclic GMP-AMP binding. NCBI's taxonomy places the organism in Eukaryota, Metazoa, Priapulida, Priapulimorpha, Priapulimorphida, Priapulidae. The record is from RefSeq and is a predicted model, not a curated record. Gene Ontology annotation, cellular component: endoplasmic reticulum membrane; autophagosome. Gene Ontology annotation, biological process: positive regulation of type I interferon production; reticulophagy; autophagosome assembly. Bases 1 to 567 code for a protein of 188 amino acids.
AUGUUAGUGUUGCAGCAUGGUCUGUUGGCAAUUGUACAUUCAUUUCAGGUGUCGAUUGGGGAAGGACUUGCAUACAACUAUUAUGCUGGCUACCUGCGUUUGGUAUUGCCUAGUCUGGCAGCGAGGGUUGGCACCAGUGAGUAUGAGAAACACAUGAAGUUUAAGAAGAUGUUUGUGCUGAUCCCUGCUAAUGGUGAGAUGCCAACAAAGCUUCAGAAUGCUGAUGGGACCGUACACCAGGUUGGAGAAUUGGAGCCGUGUGUGGUAGAGAGGGCUGGCGUUAAGAGAAAGUACUCCAAUGUUGUCUACGGAACAACUCACAAUGAAAAAGAGGUAAUGUUCGUUGCUGACUUGCCUGCAAACAUCCUGACAUUGCGUGACAUGGUAAUGGAUCAAGAACUGACUGGCUUCUCAGAGGAAGACAAGCUGCGAGAAGUGCAGAAGUACGCUGCAUUCUUGCAGAAGAUUCUUAAGAGCCAACCUCAUAUGGCAGGAAUGUGUGAAAUCAUUGUCUACAAUGAUGAUGCCAAGAUGAUGGAAGCUGUGAGGCCGCAUUUUUGUCAUUGAGCAGAGUUUUGGGCAACGCACCUAUAUCGAUUGUAUCUGCACAAGAUGAAACAUAUAUAAUGAGA